Messenger RNA from Gymnodraco acuticeps, 8153 nucleotides. RefSeq names its product protein bicaudal D homolog 2-like. Gene Ontology annotation, biological process: regulation of microtubule cytoskeleton organization; protein localization to organelle; microtubule anchoring at microtubule organizing center. Lineage: Eukaryota; Metazoa; Chordata; Actinopteri; Perciformes; Bathydraconidae. The transcript is spliced from 10 exons. Gene Ontology annotation, molecular function: cytoskeletal adaptor activity; dynactin binding; dynein complex binding. Gene Ontology annotation, cellular component: Golgi apparatus; cytosol. The record is from RefSeq and is a predicted model, not a curated record. The coding region runs from base 304 to 2868 and encodes 854 amino acids.
GCUCCUGAUCAGGCGCAAUUGCUCCAACGAGCGGGGGAGAGGUGAAGAAACCGCAGAAGCUCAACGAUGAAGCACUUUUAAGAGAUAACGACGAGCUCCCCCGUCGGAGAUAAUUAAACAGGGUCAUCUACAUGACCAAAGAAACAGGACUGGCAACGAGAAACGCAAACGUAACAAUCAUGCAAUUUAAAUAUAGACGAAUUUAAGCAACCGCUUCUUCUUCAAGGUUACAUCGCUUGAAGACGCCCCAGCAUCCCCCUUGUCGUAGAUCAGCUGGUUGGUUGAUCAUCACCGGUACUGACCAUGUCCGUGGAAGAGAAGGGCUAUCCCGACGCUAUGCUGCUGCUGCGGGCCGAGGUCGAGCGUCUCUCCCGGGAGCUGAGUGACACCACGAACGAGAAGAUCCAGGCGGCUGAGUACGGGCUGGCGGUGCUGGAGGAGAAGCAGCAGCUCAAGCAGCAGUACGACGACCUGGAGAUCGAGUACGAGGCUGUCAGGCAGGAGGCGGACCAGCUCAAAGAGGCCUUUGGACAAGCCUACUCCAACCACAGGAAGGUGGCAGCGGAUGGGGAGAGCCGUGAGGAGUCUCUUAUCCAGGAGUCGGCCAGUAAGGAGGCCUACUACGAGCAGAGGGUCCUGGAGCUGCAGACCGAGGUCCGCCAGGCACGCAACAUCCUCACCAACACCCAGUCUGAGAAUGAACGCAUGAACACCAUCACCCAGGAGAUGAGAGAGAGCAGCCAGAUGGUGGAGCUCCAGAGGAAUCAGCUGCGUGAUGACGUCAAGGAGUACAAGUUCAGGGAGGCUCGUCUGCUGCAGGACUACACCGAGCUGGAGGAGGAGAACAUCUCGCUGCAGAAGCAGGUCUCCAUGCUCAAACAGAGCCAGGUGGAGUUUGAAGGUUUGAAGCAUGAGAUCCGUCGUCAAGAGGAGGACACUCAGUUCCUUAACAGCCAGCUGGAGGAUGCCAUCCGCCUGAAGGAGAUUGCAGAGCGUCAGCUAGCUGAAGCCCUGGAGACCAUCAAGACUGAGCGAGAGCUGAAAGCAUCCCUGAGGAAAGAGCUGUCCCACUACAUGAACAUUGGAGACACUCUUUGUCACAGCCCUCUCAGCAUUUCUCUGGUUGGUCUCAAGUUCAGCGACGAUGCCUCCACUGAACCCAACAACGACGAGGCUCUGCAGGAAUUUGAGAAUGGCUUCACCAAACUGGCCAAUGCUCUCGCCUACAACAACCGCAUCUCCUCUCCCGAGAAGGAAGAGCUGUUCAAUCCCGCUCCCAGCCUGGUGGACGACUUGCUGAGCGAACUGAACAUCUCAGAGAUCCAGAAGCUCAAACAGCAGCUGAUGCAGAUGGAGCGUGAGAAGGUCAACCUGCUGUCCACCCUGCAGGACUCCCAGAAACAGCUGGAGCAUGCUAACGGUGCUCUGUCCGAGCAUCAGGAAAAGGUCAACCGCCUCACGGAGAACCUCAGCGCCAUGCGCAAGCUCCAGGCCAGCAAGGAGCGCCAGUCUGCCCUGGACAACGAGAAAGAACGUGACAGCAACGAGGACGGAGAUUACUACGAGGUGGACAUCAAUGGACCGGAGAUUCUGGAGUGCAAGUAUAAGGUUGCCGUGUCCGAAGCAGGAGAGCUGAAGGAGGAACUGAAGACUCUGAAGACACAAUAUCAGGCCUGUCAGUCACGUUACGAAGAGGAGCACACCCGUCUGGAAUAUGACGUCACAACGCUGGGAGGGAAGCUGGCAACUCUAGAGAAGACCAGUCAGACAGAGAGAGAGAUGAAGAUCAAGCUAGAGAAGGAGCUGCGCAAGGUGAGCGACGUGGCAGGCGAGUCUCAGGGCAGCCUUAGUGUUGCGCAGGACGAGCUGGUCACCUUCAGCGAAGAACUGGCCACCCUCUACAACCACGUCUGCAUGUGCAACAACGAGACACCCAACCGUGUCAUGCUGGACUUCUACAAGCAAGGUAAGGGAGGUCGGAGCAGCCCUGAGGGUCGUGGCCGCCGCUCUCCCAUCCUGCUCACCAAGGGCCUCUUCCCUGAGCCUGGUAGGACCGACCUGUCUGACGGAGCCCCUUCCCCCGUCUCCUCGCUGCCUUCCCCCGGGUCUGAACAUCGCCGCGAGCCCAUGAACAUCUACAACCUGGUGGCCAUCAUCCGAGACCAGAUCAAGCACCUGCAGCUGGCGGUGGACCGCACCACAGAGCUGUCCCGCCAGAGGGUCGCCUCCCUGGAGCUCGGCACUGUGGCCGACAAGGACAAGGAGGCCUGCAUGGAGGAGAUCCUCAAACUGAAAUCCCUGCUCAGCACCAAGAGGGAACAGAUUGCAACCCUGAGGACUGUCCUCAAGGCCAACAAACAGACAGCUGAAGUGGCUCUGGCCAAUCUGAAGAGCAAGUAUGAGAACGAAAAGGCGAUGGUAACCGAGACCAUGAUGAAACUGAGGAAUGAGCUCAAAGCCCUGAAGGAGGACGCUGCCACCUUUUCCUCUCUCCGAGCCAUGUUCGCCACACGUUGUGACGAGUAUGUCACCCAGCUGGACGCGAUGCAGAGGCAGCUGGCUGCAGCAGAGGAUGAGAAGAAGACCCUCAACUCCCUGCUGCGGAUGGCUAUCCAGCAGAAACUGGCCCUGACACAGCGCCUGGAAGACCUGGAGUUCGAUCACGAGCAUACCCGCCGGGGGGGGAGCUCCAGCCGGGCUAAGGCCCGCAGCAAGGCCACCAGCGCCACCCCCCUCACCCCCCAUGUAAGUCAGAGUCUCACCUGCUCUGGCUCCGGCCGUCCAGAGCUCAACAAUGCUAUGCCCAACGGCAUUAUGGGAGGCCCUUCAGUCUUCUGCAGCGAGAAGUACAAGAUCUACUGUGACUGAGGCGGUUGAGAAGUCUGCAAGGACUGCUGUGUACAGAGGGGAGGGGGCCCACGGCCGAAACCCUCCCUGCCUUAGUGUUAAAGAGCCCCACUUGCUCGCUUAGCUCCCUGGCCAGCCUGCGCUCCUCUAGGGACUGCUGUGUGACUAACCGGCUGCUCGUGUGUGCUAGUGUAAACGCUUAUGGGAAUGCUGAUGUAUGUACAGUGUGCACUAGACGUUUGGACUGCAGUAGACAUAUAUGGCAUGUGGAUUAUAGGGCCCCGGUUAUAAUGGGGGAUUUGUGGGUAUAAUGGAGUGUCCAUUCUUUCCGCUGUCAUAGUGCUGUACGUAUGAUGUAAAAGGUGGUGGCUUUUGUGCUCGUUCGUUCACGCCCCCUGAGUGUAAUGCCUGGUAACAGCAACACAUUGUGGGGGCGGGGACUUGUAAAGAAGAUGUCAAUAUGACCGUCCCGUGUCUGUUGGCAAGGGUGCUCCUUUGAUAAAAGCCCCCUCCUCUCUCCUGCCUCUCCGUCCUGGUCCCCCAGGACUGACCUCUGACCAGCAGCCCACUGUAUAAUCAGGUCACUCUUUGAGAAAAAGAAACUUGACACAAAAGGAGUUUGAAGAGAAAAAAACUCAAAUAUGCAAUCUCCCUCUGCUUUCUUGCUAGGGGAGCACAGUGUGAUUCUAAACAGAGAUUCAAAAACUCAAAAGUGGGAUUGCUACUGGUUUUAUAAUGGAAAGGUUUGGGCAAAAAAGGAGCACCUAUGACCGCAGGUGUUUAUUUCCGGAUAAUAUUCAAGCUGUGAUUCUAGCACACCAAUACAAUAGGGUCAUUAGAAACGCAUGGCUUUGCAGCUAAAAAUGCUUAUGAGCUUUUUAACUGUUUUUCUGUCGUCAGGUGUGUGGUACAAGACGAACCCAUGUCCUGCAGGGCUCUACAUUGUAAAAUAGGACUUACUUUGUGUCUGGUGGAAUACAGUCCAGGAGGACUAUUCAAUGUGAUCCAUUACGUUGCGAUGGAUUCUUUCAGAGACCUAUCAAAAGAGAGAAAGAACUUUUGACAAAUCGAUCUCAACCACCCAAAUGAGGUGCAUUUCAGCAUUGGUGCCUCAAGUUCCUACUUCUGUUAAAAAGGAUCAAAUGAUUGCUGUGAACAGAGAUACAAUAUAGUUUGAAUCAAAGAAGAGUAAAUCCUAGAAGAGCACAAAUCAAAAAGGCACCCACAUGUGCACAAUAAAUCUGCAAACGAAACCAACCGACCACUCGGCAAAAGUGCCUGUCGACCCAAACACUUGAUAUAUUAUAUCUGUUGAUGUAAAGCCCUGUCCUUCUGUCUCUACUUCAGGGGACUUUGUUCCUUCCCAUCUACCCCCCAUCCUCUGUCUCCGAUUUUUGGGAGAUCGCUCUGAGCUCUUAAAUUAUUUCUGAAAAAUUAAGUGGCUAAAAACCCUCUCCUCACGUCUCUAAUCAGUGUCUUGUCACUCGGUCGCCAUAUCAACCCUCUCUCUUUUAGAUUGCCAGCAGCUUGCUCCCCACCAUCACCACUCACCCUUUAGCUAAAAUGAGGAUUUAAAAUAUUUUUAUCAGGUAACGUCCUCACAUACGUUGUGUUUCCGAUAGUUGCCUGUGUGUAUAUAGCGUUUACGUGAAGGGCCCUUGUGUGUAUUAGGUUUUUAACCUUUGCGAAUGGAGGGUCACGCAUUACUUUUUUAUUGUUUUGUGAUGUAUGAAGACAGAAAGUUUUUGUAUCUACAAUAGCUUUAACUCUUUGCAAGCUAGCAUUACGCAAAUAGGAACAACAAUAAGUGGGGCUUGUGUUUGAUAUAACCAUGUACUGCUUGUGGAUCAUUAGGCCCAUUAGCUUGAUGAUGCUAAAAGCAGGGUUGAUUUGAGCAAAUCCUGCAAGAUUGAUCAAAUUAUGCGUUUUCUAUUACUAUGCUAUAUAUAUUUAAAAGUCUAUAUUCUUAAUAUGAUCAUGUUCAGGUUAUAAUCUUGCAGGAUCCAACUACAGUAUUCCUUCCUCUCGGAUAUAAAGAGAGGGAGCUUCGUUAUUCCUGGAAUAAUGAAAAAGGAACAAUGCCAGCGGUCAACCCUGCUUGAGUGUGCAUCCGUAAGCACACAGCAUGGAGACAAGGCUAUCGUCUACACCUCCUUAGAGGUCAAUCACUCUUAAGUUUGAGAUUCACUUAACUUACAAGUGUGAUAUAUGCUUUCUAUCAGUUUGCGCUGACAGAGAAAAAGGUUUGAAGAGUAGAGGAGGGAGAACUACUCGUGUUGUAAACCAGCUCCUGAGAGAGGAGAUAAGAAAACCAAACAUGCUGGUGAAGAAAGCCAGAUAUUUGGCUGAGAGCUGACUCUCAAACGGGGGGAAAUGAAUCCAGGACUUUCCUGAGGGAGAAACUCCUUCUUCUUUUUUUGGAGGAACACAAAGAAACUAAAACUGGUCGCUCAAUGGACCAGAGGACAUUGAUUCAAAUUAGUUGAGACCCUUACUCUCCUUUGUAUAGGCUCUGUGUGAUCACUGAGCAGUAGGUAGACCCCAGGAUGUAUUUGUGACUAGAACCUCCCCUACUUAUAUUAAAUAGUAACCCUAUUGCUCCGUCUAGUUUGAAAUCAAUGUCUGGCUUAUCUGGUGUCAUAACAACACGCACCCUAAAAAGCAUCUCCUACCUCUGCGUGCAGGCUCCUUCCAAGUCACCCUUUAAGUUUGAACACAUGAUGCAUACAUCUCUGAUUCAUAGAUAGCCUGCAUGUCAGCAACUUAACCCAUUGCUCAUUCACUUGCAUGUUAUAUGAGAAAGAUCCCAUGUCCUCAGACCUGGGUGGUUGGAUAUGGCUUUAACUCUGUCCUGUGAACAAAGGCUUUGGUACUUGUGAGUCAUUGGCUUUCUAACCGCAACUGCAGGAGAACUUUUGGCAACUGUGCUUUCACAUCAGCUCCUCGUAAACAUAUUAAUGCUCCUGGCAGAACAUCGGCUGCCUCAGAGUUUCUAACAUGGCUUCUGUUGCUUUGACUAACUCAAACCGCCGCCUGCUUUGUCCGUGUGGACUCAGCUGCUCUGUUAACCGUCACUCUAAAUUGACGGAUAAUGCUAAUGCCGAUCAUCUGUUCUUUGCUUCAUUUUGCAGUAAUUACAGUAGUUCCGUGCGGAUGAUGAAGUUCCAACACAAGGUCCAUUCUCACAAAUAGGCCAUUUGGACUUGGAGGACAAAACAAAAACUCAAUGAAAACACUGAUUUAUAGUCGAAUAAACUGACACUUCCUUCUUAUUGCCUUGAUGGCUAUUAGAAAGACACUUUGCAUGCUGCUGCUGCUGGAAGCCAAUUUCUCACAGGUCCAAUGAACACAUUGAAUUCUGAUCAGAGUUGUAUCAAACCCUCCAAUGAGAAGCAUGGGGUUGUUUCUCCAUGUGAAUCAACUGUUUGGUCUGGUUUCAUCUUUUGUUUUGUUUUAAGUCAUGUUUUUUUUUUCAAUCUGUGCACUUUUAUUAUAUAGGAUUAUAACAGACUAUAAUGAACCUAUAGGAGAAAGCGUGGUAGUUCUAUGGUUUGUGAGUUAUUCAGUAUACGGUAUAAUACUCUAGGAUUAUACGACCUCCUGAAUCAUCUAAACUUAAAUAACGGAAACUAUUUACUCAAGUAAAUGCUCCACAAACCACAGACCUACUAUUAUGACUUUAACCUCAAGAUUUUAUCCAUCAAAUAACCAUGUUUUAAUUGCUUUGUUACGUCAUAUGUUAUGCUGUUGGUUUUCUUUUGUGGUUGUUCCACUGCCAUGUUCUAUACAAAAAAUCCAGGGUGAUGCAAAUUCUGGGGUUUUUUCAUGUAUUUAUUAUUCCUAGGAAUAGUUCAAAAUGACACAAUGAAACUUGACAACGCUCUGACUCGAAUAGGUAAGUUGUGUUUUCGGAAACAUUUGAGUGGUAUGAUAUGCUUUUCCUCUCUUCUUACCGAGGGCGUUCCACUGAACCGGGAUCACUGACUCUCAGAAUUCUCUGCAAAAGUGCAAAAAUUAAAUUCCAAAUUGGAAUUGUUUCAUUCUCUCUUCGUUUAUCGUGCCAAAUCUUGGUACACCGUUUAGGUUGAAAAGAAUCAAGACUCGGAGGAGACAAACUGAUAAAGGUGAAGCUGGCCAUGGCUCUCCAAGCGAGCGCCGGGGUUUUGUUUUUGGUUCGUUUAGUUCUUUGUUUCUGACCAGUAGUGCCUUUCAUCGUUUCAAGGGAGAAUCUUAGACUAGUAUUUGAUGUUUACUUUUUUUUAUAGGUGAGGACUUUGGGUUCAAAAUGCCUGUGAGCAGCAAUAAGUGCAAAGGGAAUUCCCCCGUCUGCAUGGGUGAGAUGAUAGUUUGGGAAUUCGCUCAAUAAAACUGAAAUUGUAUUGAAUUCUGCAGGUCAGUGAUCCCACUCAAACUAAUUCAGGGGUAUUAUUAAGAAAAGGUUGUUUUUUAUCUAACUUUGGGAACCAAAUGAAAUCCCUUUGGCCUCCUGUUAUUGAACAAAAUGCUCAAAGCAUCUGUAAUGUGUCCGGGUAGAUUGGUGAAGGUCAUGUGAUAUCAAUAGUAUUGUAGACAAAUGUGCAGAGAGCGCAUUUUCUCAUUCUUUUUGUCCAAUUUCAGUUUUUGUUUGUUAUAUUUUUUACUCUUGAAUCUUUUUUUACUUCAUCUUAUUAUGUUUUCAGGAAACAGAAAACAAAAUAAGCAUCAACAAGCUUGAAUAGUGCCAUUACAGCCAAUGCUUGCUUGUUGAGGCAUUAAAGUUACCAAUACGGAAGAUAAGCUAGGAAAUUAAAGUGCAAUUCUAACAAUGUUUUUACAUUUGAAAAAAAGGAGAAAGUUUUCUGUUUGCUGGAAGCGAUAGCAUUGUGAUAAUACAAUUAGCUGUGCAAACUUUAUAUUGUCAUAUUGUGUUUCAGUAUUGAUCCAUAAUGAGAGUUUGAUAUCUUUAUAUGAAAUAACGACUUCACCUGUAUGUUGGUAUUUAUUUGAAUUGUCAUGCAGUACUGUAUCCUUAUCAAUAAUGUGCAUUAUGAAUAGUGGCAUAUUGAUUACAGCGCAAUGCCAUAUGCAUGUUUCCCAGUCAUGGGACCUUUACACAGGAUUGAAAACAAACAUGUAAACUUCAUCAGGGUGAUAAACAAAAAAAAGAAAUGUGGAGAAACAAAAAGGAGAAGACAAGUUAAGUCUGAUGUAUUACUGCUGAAAUAAUCCUAUGAAAGUGUUUUGUUUGUUUUCUAGAAGCGAGGGAGGAUAUCUGUGUAAAGGUAGUCAUACUGGCCAAAAAUCAAUAAAAUGUGACUUAAGUUCCA